AUGGCCGGUAUAUGGCCGUACGGGGACGAGAAAAUGAAAUGGGUUUCACGAUUCGUGAUACUAGUGAUCACUGUUACAGCUAUGACGACCCAGGUUGCGUACGUGAAAGUGAACCUGAGCACGGAUACUGUGAUAGAACAAUGCCCAUUUUUCACAAUGGGUUUAGGAAUAUUUUUGAAGGAGUUGAAUUAUAUCAUACACGAGCAACAGCUAAGGAAGCUUUUGGGGUGCGUAUUCGCAGAUUGGAUAGUAAAGCGGCCAAAACCCGAAAUGGACAUUAUGGACAAGUACGCGAAAAGAGGCCUGUUUUUCAGUCGUUUGUACGUAGCAAAUGGAAUCUUCUGCUACGUUCUCUUCACCGCAGUGGCGAUUACCCCUCGUGUUCUCGACCUUAUUUCGCCGAAAAACGAAUCGCGCGGAGUGGGCUUCAUUUAUCCUGCCAACUACGGCGUCGACGAAGAGGAGCAUUACUACUAUCUGAUGGGUCACAUGCUUUCCGUGAUAACUGUCGUGUUUUUCGUCUACAUCUCCUGUGACACGAUCUACAUGAAUAUCGUGCAACACGCGUGUGGAUUAUUGAACCUCUCUGGCACACGAUCAUUUAUGAUUAAUUACACCGAAGUGGACGACACGUAUAGAAAAGUGCGCCAUUCGAUCAAGGCUCAUCAACACGCUAUGGAGUAA
Molecule: messenger RNA, 684 nt
Organism: Habropoda laboriosa
Lineage: Eukaryota; Metazoa; Arthropoda; Insecta; Hymenoptera; Apidae
Exons: 5
Coding region: 1-684 (227 amino acids)
Source: RefSeq, a predicted model, not a curated record